Messenger RNA from Prunus avium (sweet cherry), 683 nucleotides. NCBI's taxonomy places the organism in Eukaryota, Viridiplantae, Streptophyta, Magnoliopsida, Rosales, Rosaceae. The record is from RefSeq and is a predicted model, not a curated record.
CAUUAUACUCAAGACGGUGUUGACCUCGUGGUGAAGGGACCUUCUGGUGAGCAGAUUCACGAUUUUCGUGACAAGACAAGUGAGAAGUUUGAUUUUGUCACUCGUCACAAAGGAGUCCAUCAGUUCUGCUUCACCAACAAGUCACCUUAUCAUGAAACCAUAGACUUCGAUAUACACGUUAGCCAUUUUACGUACUAUGAUCAACAUGCAAAAGAUGAGCAUUUUAACCCAUUGUUAGAGCAGGUAUCAAAGUUAGAGGAAGCUCUUUACAACAUUCAGUUUGAGCAGCAUUGGCUCGAGGCUCAGACCGAACGCCAGGCAAUAGUAAACGAAGCAAUGAGCCGGAGGGCAAUCCACAAGGCCUUCUUUGAAUCAGCAGCACUUGUUGGUGCCAGCGCUCUCCAAGUUUACCUUCUUCGCCGCCUCUUUGAACGAAAGCUUGGGGUGACCAGAGUCUGAACUUGUCUCAGCCAGAGAUAUUACCAAUAGAAGAGCUUUACACUUAACUGUUAUUCCCCCAAGCUUCUGUUUUUUUAAUUUCUAUUUUAUCCCGCAGGAAUAAAUCAUGUAUAGAAAACCAUCACUUUGGAAGCUCUAAGCCAUCUCAUUGUUUCUUGUGGAAUCCCUUCGAGUCUCAAAAUUCUUUUCUUCUUUUUGGGGGCUAGGGGGAAAUUCUUUGAAUA